Messenger RNA from Anastrepha ludens (Mexican fruit fly), 3588 nucleotides. Its product is annotated as alcohol dehydrogenase. Gene Ontology annotation, cellular component: cytoplasm. Gene Ontology annotation, molecular function: alcohol dehydrogenase (NAD+) activity. Gene Ontology annotation, biological process: alcohol metabolic process. Lineage: Eukaryota; Metazoa; Arthropoda; Insecta; Diptera; Tephritidae. The record is from RefSeq and is a predicted model, not a curated record. The transcript has 3 exons. Bases 157 to 1002 code for a protein of 281 amino acids.
GUUUAGCUCACCAUAGGCACCUCAGUUAAAACUUGCACGCUAAGCCAAUCGGUUGUGUUUAUAAAUAAAAGUUAAAUUUAAUAGGUACAGUUGAAAACCAGAAAGUUAAGUGAGAAAUAAAAAAUAUACACAAAUAAGAUAAAUAUUCAUAAGGCAAUGAGCGCAAAUACGAGUAAUAUGGAGGAAGUGUUGAUGGAAUUGACUGGCAAGAAUAUUGUUUAUGUUGGUGGUUUUGGUGGCAUCGGUUUAGAAACAUGCAAACAAUUGUUGCAAAAGGGUGUAGCGAAUCUCAUGAUACUCGGCAAAGCAUGGAAUGAGUCAGCAUAUAAAGAGCUCAAUUCAGUCGAUCCGCAACCUGUAUGCCAAUUUAUUGAGUUUGACGUCACCUGCGGUUUGGAAAAAACGCGCACAGUGUUUGCGCAAAUAGCGGAGAAAUUUGGAAACAUCGACAUGCUAAUUAAUGGUGCCAGCAUAUCUGAUGAGACAGAUUACAAUUUGAUUAUUGCCACAAAUUUUACCGGCACAAUUAAUGCUACACUGGUCGCCUACGACCUUAUGGAUAAGAGUAGAGGGGGCAAGGGCGGUGUUGUUGUGAAUAUAUCUUCGGUAGCUGCGCUGACGCCAUUCCCCGUCUUGCCUAUAUACAGUGCGACGAAAGGAGGAAUUCUGAACUUUACGAGAGCGCUAGCGCACUUGGAGCCAAAAACAGGCAUCACUCUCUACACAAUUUGUCCCGGCAUUACCGACACCAAACACUGGGACAAUGUACAUUGUUUUCAAGGAAAAUAUCUUGGUUUGAAAGAGAGAUCACGGCAUGAAUUUCCAUCACAGUCUACAUUAGAUUGUGCAAAGAACAUUAUAAAAGCUAUUCAAGCGCACAAGAAUGGCUCAACUUGGAUGUGCGAUUUGGGACAGCUCAAAAUGGUCGAAAUAAAGAAUUUCUGGUUCCCAAAUAAGGAAAACAAAAACGGAGAGCAAUGUUGUAAACCCGAGUGUGGUUGAAGCAUUACGACAAGUCUGCAAGCGAAAUGCCUUUGGGCAUCCAGGUUCAAGGGUGCAAGCACAGAAGUGAAAGCUUCAAGUCUGGCAAGCGAAAUGUUAAAGCUACCACUAAUGCAUUAAGUAUAAGAUAUAGGAAAUAAUAGAAGGUAUGAGCAGGAAGGAUGCGUAUUUAAGAUGUGUUCAUAUACAUAAAAUAUACGUAUAUAUGUAUGUAUAUAUAACUAAAGUAUUUUUUUAGGACAAAUAUGAAUGUAUACGAGUAUGUAUGUUUUCUGAUUUUUUAAGCAUUUAAUAGAAAAAAGUUCCUUUCAAGAAACCACUUUUUAUAAAUAAAUUUCAUAGUAUUAUGUAAUUAAGAAAAAAUAAGCAGAAGUGUAGAGUUUUUUAAUACGCUCGGCUCGAAAUGGUGUACGAGUAUACUUACUUGUAUGUGAGGCAUUAACGAAAUUAUUUUCUUAUUUAAAAGGCCCUUGCACGCCACUUUGUGUUGGAUAUGGCAUCACUCAAAUCCACGCAGCGGCUUUGCCUAGUGAAUUGGAUCCUAUUUUCAAUCGCAUUGCUGUAUAGAGCCGCGAUCUAUGAAUUUGAGUAAUGGAUUUGGACUAUUUACUUUGAGGGUAUCGGCCGAUUGCAGUUUAUUGGAAUGGACUUGGUACUUUAGAAAACAUACAAGAAAAAUUUACGCCAUCUUCCCGAAAGAUAAAUAUACCUCGGAACUCAUAUUUCAAUACCGUAGCGAUUUGGCAUCAGUGACUGAAUAAUAAACAGCUGAUUCGACAGAUGCCACAGAUGCCAACAAUAUGGCCGCCACAGCUGGUCCACAUCGAUCGGUCCCUAUUAGGAAGCCCGCAUACUUUUCUGCUUUUCGCAUUUACUUGAUUUGUUGUAUGUAUUAAAUUACGAAAAAAUGUAUAUUUAAGAAAUAUUUAUUUAUGAAAAUGUUUUAUAUUAAGGAAAUAUUUUAUGUUUAAAAUACUACAACUCUUUAUUUUGCUACUUAAAAAUGUUUACUAUCUAAUAAGUCUUCUAUGCUAGUCUAGAUUUAAUGAAGCUAAAUUGAAAGCUCGGCGCUUUAUAAGCAACUUACUAGGAGAUGUCAAAUGAAUGGGAGUUCAAAAGGCAAGCUAUGAUAAAGGGUAGGUACUGAAGUAGGUAGGUGAAAUGGUGGAAGUACCACACUGGCACUCCAAAGUAGCACUAAAGCGCCGUUUUGAUACCAUUAUGAGACCUCCAACAAGCAGAUAUCUUCAGCCAACCAGGGCUGUUGAUAUAAUGGAGAAGAUUGAUGGGAUUUAGGUUGGCGCACUGCCCCAGGCUGUCGAAGAACGGAACACCCAGUGACCUUAAUCGUGUAGCUGCCAAGCCCGGACAUUUACAGAGAAAUUUCUUAAUAGUCUAUUUCUCUAAAAGGUCCCCACAGCUGCUGCAAUGGUGAUUAAAUGGUAAACCCAAAUUUUCUGCGUGAGUAGUAAGCGCAGCUGCAAGUUUGGAAAUUGAAUGGCGUAGAGUUCCCAGGACUAUCUGCGUUUAUUGUACUAGGGUCAUAGGGCAUUUCGAAAUACGAAAUUAGGAAUACGAAGAAAUGGAGCUCCGUCUUAUCUGUGCUUUCGUGUGAAAUGCGUUGUGCAAUUCCCCAUCAACUUCAGUCAGGGAGAUGCUAAUGUCCGGGUAGGAGACUUCUGAAACCAAUUCAGUCCACCCCUUACGGGCAAGCUCAGCAGCAAUUUUAUUCACCCCCUAUGUUUCUAUAUCCUGAAACCCAGAUCAGAGAAAUAUGACUUGCACACUCAAAAGUUCUAAUCUCUCCCUUACAGCAGUUAACCAGUUUGAAUCUGCACCUGAAAAACACUAGCAGUAUUCGGCAGAUUCACGGAAAUAAAUAAAUUGGCUGGUUUAAAGAAAACUCCUGCUCCGGCUCCCGAUUCCAUCUUGGAGCCAUCAGUGAAGACAAAGGUUGCAGUCUCGUUACAGAUUUUCCCCUAAUUGCAGUCCUGUCUACUUGGAAAGAUUGCCCAGGCACGAUCCCAAACUCCAGUUUGCGGUUAGAGAGAUCUACACGUAGUUCAGAGAAAUAAGGUGUUAAUUGCCCAAAUUCUUCCGAUGUUCCAAAAUCAAAAAAUUAAAGUAAAUGCGGGUACUGAUUUUCGUUCACAGUACCAAAGUCAAAGCUUCGAUCAGUAGACUUUUGAGAAGAACCCAACUUAGCGCUUCUUACAAGUCAAGGUCCCAAUUGCCGGAUUUUAAUAAAAUAUUUAAACUAUUUAGAUUUGUAGUUUAAGCAUAGAAGUUUAUUUAAAUUUAAUAUUUUUCUACUGGAAAAUAAAAUUUAUUGAUCUAAAAGCAAAAAUCGCUUGGAUGAUAUUUUGUGUUUGUCUUAUUAGUUGUGCGUUUAUUUUUUACUUAUAAAUUACUCACCUAUAAAUAUUAAGCAAAUAGAAUUGACGGCAUUUAUUUUGUUUGGAACAUUAAUUCAUUUCAUAAAAAUCAUAGAAAUAUUCUAAGAUUUAGCUGAUUAAGUGUUUGUACUUUGUUCACAAUUUUAUAUAAUUUUGAAAAAUUAAAAAUAAAUAUCUAUGUUUAUUAACA